AUCAGUUAAAUAUUUUUUUUUAAUGAAACGUCAAAAAAUGACACUAGAUAACCGCAUAGGAGAUAGCGCCAUCUAUCGCAAAAAAUCUAAAUACACGUAUGUAACUAUCUUCUCAUCAUGUCAUCAAUUAAAUAUUGAAUUGUCAAAAUUCUAACCUAAUUUUUUUUGUUGACAUUUCAUUACAAAUCGAUAUUUAAACGAUUACGCCCACGAAGCUUAUUUAAUAUUCAACAUAAUGUAACAAAAGGGGUGUUUUAUUUCACACGCUUUCAAUAAUAACGUUCGUUUCAAACAAUAACCAUCGUUUAAAGGUUUUAGUCAUGUCAUUAGAAUUGUCAAAGAUAUUUGGAAAUUUUGGGGAGGUUUUAAAAGAUUAUUUAUUAAAUUCCUCGUUCCACGGAUUAAAAUUUUUAGCACAAACUCGAUUGCAUUGGUCCGAAAAGGUUUUUUGGUUUAUUUGUUGCGUGCUCAGUUGGUACUCCUCGAUCCUUUUAAUCGAAGCGACUUUAGACGAUUAUCAACACAAUUCGAUCAGUUUUGGGGUUGAAACGAAUUAUUUAGACUGGAAUACAUCGUUCCCCGCAAUCUUUAUCUGCGAAAGCGAUAAUGCAAAGAAAAUCUCAUCAUUUGCCGAUAAGACUUACGGUGACCCGAGGGAUUAUAAUUUAGACGAAAUCAUCAAGGAAAUCGUUUUUUAUAAAGGCUUAUCGUUCUAUACACUACAAAUUUGCGACAAAUCCAACCCGGCGUGCCUAAAAGAGAAUUUCGAAGAGAUUAAUCGAUUGGUUCGAAGCAAAUGCGAGGAAAUCGUUAAAAAUUGCGAAUGGAAUCGGAGAAAAUUUAAUUGUUGCGGGGAUUUUGUGAAAGUUUCAACCGAAUUUGGUGAAUGUUUCGCCAUAAAUUCAUUACAAACCGAGAAAAAUGAUGUAAAAAUGAUUUCUAAUCAUAACCAAGGUCCUGGUGAAUUCCGUUUUGAGAUUCACGGUUACGCAAAUUUAUACAUUUUGGGUAAAGAAGAAGUCCCCAGUUUGACCACUUCCCAAAUGGAAACAAUCCAAAUAACCCCAAACGUAAAAUACAAACGAUUAAUCGCUUUGAAUGAAAUCGAAAACGUCAAAGAGGUGAAAAACGUUGAUGUAUCUCAAAGAAACUGCAAAUUCUUGGACGAAACGGACGAAAUCGACGUUAAUCUUCGUUAUAGUUACAGCGUGUGCUGCGUGCAAUGCCGAAAAUCGGCUCAAAUUAAAAAAUGCGGUUGCGCUCACCACUUAGUACCAAACACGCCCUUUGAUUUAAGAUGUACCCCCGCCCAGUUGAAAUGUUUGAGCGAUAAUUACAACGAACUGUCGAUUUUAAAAUCGCCGUGGUCGAAUAAGACCGGAUUAAUUUGCGAUUGUUUGCCUAGUUGUACUGAAUCCGAUUUGAAAAUUGUUCGAGAUACCAAAAAGAAGAUUGAUAACGAUUAUGCGGUAGUUGAGGUGAGUUUGGAUCGGUUGCCGAGCGAACGAUACAAAAGGAACGUUUUAAAGGAUAAAUUGGGUUUAGUUGUUUCUACGGGUGGCACCGCUGGAUUAUUUAUCGGCGCCAGUUUAUUGUGCCUUGUUGAAUUAAUUUAUUAUUUUCUCAUAAAACCAUUUAAUAAUUACAUUAAAAAUGUUUAAAUCAAAAAUUAUUAAUAAUUAAAUACAGGAAUAAAAAUAAAUUUAUAACUAACUUCAUGAUUGUCAUAACGUGGUAACUUCAACUUAUUUAUCGGCACUACUUGAUUGUGCGUUAUUGAAUUAAUUUAUUAUUUUCUCAU
Molecule: messenger RNA, 1801 nt
Organism: Onthophagus taurus
Lineage: Eukaryota; Metazoa; Arthropoda; Insecta; Coleoptera; Scarabaeidae
Product: sodium channel protein Nach-like
Biological process (GO): sodium ion transmembrane transport
Cellular component (GO): plasma membrane
Molecular function (GO): ligand-gated sodium channel activity
Source: RefSeq, a predicted model, not a curated record